UAAUAACAACAAUAAAUCUUGAGAUAGGAUGUGAAUCCGAGUCUUACUGUUUCCCUACUCAAAUCAGAAGAAAGAGACGAUGCUGAGCUUUAUAAUGAUCAUCUUCUUCUUCUGAUUUUCUUCAUAGAUUUUCUAGUUCAGAAAGUUUGAAUUGGUUGUCAACUAGGUUGAAGACCUGAGCUUUUGUUUUAAGGAGGCAUUUGGCUCUUUGAAUGAGAAAUUUGCGCACCCAUCAAAGGAGUUUUCGGUUCAUGUACAGACGACACGGAUUCAAUAGAUUUUUACAGCACUUGGUUGGGUUUUUCCAGUAGUCUAACUGGGGCAUUUCAAGCUUUCUUGUCCAGAAUGCUGCGCGAAAUGUCUUCUCUAAGGAUUUUCCGGCGAGCUUCUCAGAAACAUGUUCCGCAUGAAGAAACUGAGAAUGGUUCAGAAAAGCCAUCUGAUUCUAAUUUGCCUUCAACAGCAAUGGCUGGUUCUAUGAGGGCACCUCUUUGCCCACUUUCUGAACAGCAACAGAAACUGGCAGGUGUUUGUACAGAGAAUUUCUCUGGUUCUCGAAGAUUUGAUGGAACUCCUACCAAAACCAAAGGAAAGGGUUGUGCAAAGGCUGACGAUUCAGAAUUACCUCCUUUUACAUCACCACAAAAGAAUGGAUCUGUACCAUCCUCAACUACAAAUGUGAAUAACAGAAACAGGUUUGGCUGGCCACAGAGACAUGAUACUUCUUCCAGAGAAACCAAUAUUACUAAUGGAAGACGGUCUCCACUUCUACGGGACAAUCGCAGUGAAAUCUCUGGAGAUACAAAUUUCACUCCUCAGUCAUUAAACAAUGCAUUUGGAAACGAGGCAAACCAUGCAAAUGGAAAUGGAAUUCAAUCCAAUAGAGGGUUUGUUGUUGGCAAUGGAGGUUCUAACAAUGCAACUCCUCGCCCUAUAAAAACUGGAGGGAAGGCCUCAUCGAAUCAAUCAGACUGUGGUUCUACUAGCAGUACACCUACAAAAAGUGUUUCAAGAGCACUCAACAAUGGAGCUUCUGUUGGCACGGCCACCAACAGUUUUAGAUUUCCCACUUCUCAGAAUUCAGUUGCAAGAACUGGUCAUCCCUGUAAAACUCUUGUUGUGGCAUCGGCACCACCUACAGUGGUAAAUACUGUUGAAGUGCCACAUUUUGAACUCAAGGAAGACCCUGCAUUUUGGAUGGAUCACAAUGUGCAGGUUCUACUACGAAUACGGCCUCUGAAUAGUGCAGAGGUAGCUUCUCAAGGGUAUAGUAGGUGCUUGAAGCAAGAGAGCGCCCAUAGUAUUACUUUCCUUGGUCCUCCUGAAACACGUUUCACAUUUGAUCAUGUCGCCUGCGAAACUACAACACAGGAGAUGCUAUUCAAAGUGGCUGGUUUGCCAAUGGUGGAAAACUGUAUGUCAGGUUACAAUAGCUGUAUGUUUGCUUAUGGUCAGACGGGAAGUGGAAAAACACACACAAUGCUUGGUGAUAUUAAUGAAUUAGACCAGCGACCUAGUGCAAAUCGUGGGAUGACUCCUCGCAUUUUUGAGUACUUGUUUGCAAGGAUCAGAGCGGAAGAAGAAAGUCAUAUGCAUGAGCAGUUGAGAUAUGUUUGCAAAUGCUCUUUUCUUGAAAUUUAUAAUGAGCAGAUAACAGAUCUACUGGAGCCUUCAUCAACUAAUUUGCAAUUGCGAGAAGAUGUUAGAAAAGGUGUAUAUGUUGAUAACCUUACAGAGUUUGAAGUUAACAGUGUACAGGAUGUUGUUCGGCUUUUGUUUCUGGGAGCAGCAAACAGAAAGGUUGCAGCUACUAAUAUGAACCGCGAGAGUAGUCGUUCGCACAGUGUUUUUACAUGUGUCAUCGAGAGCCACUGGGAAAAGGACUCCAUGACUAACAUUCGCUAUGGAAGGCUUAACCUAGUGGAUCUUGCUGGUUCAGAAAGGCAGAAAAGUUCUGGUGCAGAAGGUGAACGUCUGAAAGAAGCUGCAAACAUCAACAAGUCCUUGUCAACUCUUGGCCUUGUAAUUAUGAUUUUAGUGGAUGUGGCUAAUGGAAAGCAACGCCAUGUUCCAUACAGAGAUUCCAGGCUUACAUUUCUGCUUCAGGAUUCACUUGGUGGUAACUCUAAAACGACAAUUAUAGCAAAUAUCAGUCCAUCAUUAUGUUCUGCAAAUGAGACAUUGAGCACACUUAAGUUUGCUCAGAGAGCCAAAUUCAUUCAAAACAAUGCUAUUGUAAACGAGGAUGCUUCAGGAGACGUUAUGGCUUUGCAACUUCAAAUACAACAAUUAAAGGAGGAACUGAGUUUUUUUAAACGUCAGAAUGUUUCAAGAUCUCUAGCAUUUCGGUCAACAAUAUUUUCAGAGAGUAAACCUGGUAAUGGUGAAGGAAAUAUGACUGUUGUGCCUGGUUACAAUGUUGAUGUUCCUGAUUGUUCUCUUGACUUGCUGCCCAAUCUAAAUUCUUUAGGGAGCCCUAGGAUAUCCAGUAAGAAGUUAAAAUCAUUAGAAGCUACCUUGAUGGGUGCUUUGAGAAGAGAAAAUGUGGCUGAAACUACAACAAGGCGUCUGGAAGCUGAGAUUGAACACCUAAACCGGCUGGUUCGGCAGAGAGAGGAGGAUACCCAGUGCACUAAAAUGAUGUUACGUUUUCGAGAGGACAAAAUUAGAAGGCUGGAAUCUGUUGCAGAUGGUUUAAUUUCAUCAGAUGCGUAUCUCUUAGAGGAGAAAAAUGCUUUAUUUGAAGAACUUCAGCUUGUUCGCGGGCGGCUUGAUCGCAACCCUGAGCUGACUCGAUUUGCCAUGGAAAAUAUAAGACUUCUGGAACAACUUAGAAAGUACCAAGAUUUUUAUGAAGGAGGGGAGAGAGAGAAUUUACUUGCAGAGGUUUCUGAUUUGCGCGAUCAGCUACUUGAGGUCCUAGAAGGAAAGUUUGAGCAAGAAAAAAGUCCACGUACAUUUUCAACACCUGAGGUGGUGAUUUCUCCUGAGCUUGCUUGUGUUACAAGAGAGAACGAUAUGCUAAGAUCAGAAGUGGAUAACACUCGUAAAGAGAUAGAAGACUGCAGGAAUCAUCUGAGUGCCUGCCUAGAAGUAAAUGAAAAAAUGUCAAGGGAAAUUGAUGAAUUGCAUUUGCAACUUGACUAUCUCAAGGCAACUUGCUAUCAGCAACAAAAUGAUCUGGAAGCACUAAGGUCUCAAUCAAUUGCUGCUGGCACUGUAGAGGAAGAGAAUGGACAGGAACAGAUCAUAGAUCACUUGAAAGAACAGGUUCAAACGGAAAUGGAAUUAAGGACAAAGAUUGAUGAUGCCCAAGCAUCUGUGAGGAAUAAUAGACACGACUUGCAAGAAAAAACACAGAGAGAACAGGAACUUGAAAUGAGACAUUCAGAGGAAAUCAUGCAACUCCAACUAGAGAUUGAAACAAUUGAAACAAUUUUAGAAGAAGAACGACUGAGUAGAAAAGAGGCAGAAGAAAGGGUUAUGCAACUUAGCCAGAAUUUGGAAGCAGCGAGCGAGAAAUCUUUGCAAGUUAGCAAAGACCUAGAAGCAGCUUUGGAAAAAGUAAAUGAUGGAAAAUCAGUGAUUGAAGCAUUGGAGUCACAGCAGCUCUUUUCAAUAAAUGAGAUAGAGAACCUUCAAGUAAGAAACAGGGAAAUUUUGGAGCUUCUAAACAAGAAAGAAGAGGAAAGACAGAUGCUGGAAAAUAAGAGCAAGAUUUUGAAUGAAAACCUGAAUAUAGAUAAAGAGCUGGGAGUACUGGAAAAACAAAGAAAAGAUAAUUGCAGUGAAAAUGUAAAUAAUGAACAUUCCUCUAUGCAAGUUAAGUUAGAGAGGAUGCAAAGGGCUCUUGAAAAAGCCAGGAAGCUCAACAUGAGGUUACAGAAUGAGCAAGCUUCACAAACGUCACAUGAAGAAGAAAUGGAUAAUGUACGCAGACAGGUUGAAACUGAAACAGCAGAGGUGAUCAUUUGCCUGCAGGAGGAACUUGUUGCCCUUCGGCAACAGGUUGACUCAACAACUGCAAGAGAAUCUGAAAAAAAUGAGCAUCUGACACAUCUUGAAGGAGAAAUAGAAGAACUAAAAUAUAGAUUAACCUUUCUUACAGAAGAGAAUGAUAGACUGGUAAGUAUGACGGCUGAGAAAGAUUCAGAGAUAAAAGAACUGAAGGAUGAAUGGGAAAAAGCAGCCAUAGAUCUAACGAACUGCCUUGCAGAAGGAGAUCAAGCCCUUGAAGAUGCAUCUGAGCAGAUGGAGAGUAUUAUGGAUUCAUUUCCCCAUAAAAGGCUUAAAAUUGAUCAAGGAGUAGAGCGAGUGGUGGCCAUAAUUAGUGAAAAAGAAAAAGUAAUCGAUACCCUUCAAAAACGACUGCAGCAUGCCCAAAAUCUAGCUCGUGACACAGAAGGAAAAAUGCGAUCCUUGCAGGAGGCAACACUGACAAUUACAGAAGUGCAGCAACGAGAGAAUGAUGACAUGUCGAAGGAGGCAUGCAAGAUGAGAUCAGAACUGUCCCAAAAAAUAUCUAUCAUUCAAGGAUUAGAGAGUGAGGUAGUCAACUGCCAAAACAGCAUAAGGGAGGCAGAAAAGCGUUCCAGUGCUGCUUUUAUUAUGGUCAAGAAGCUUACUGAGCUAAAUGAUGGGAUGUCAAAGGAGGUAUCUAAGGUAAGAUUAGAAUUGUCCCAAAAGAUAUCUAUCAUUCAAGGGUUAGAAAGAGAGCUAACUAACUGCCAAAGUGACAUAAGGGAGGCAGAAAAACGUUCCAGUGCUGCAUUUAUUGUUGUCAAGAAAUAUGCUGAGCUGAAUGAUGGGAUGUCAAAGGAAGUAUCUAAGGUAAGAUCUGAACUGUUUCUGAAAUCAUCCAUCAUUGAAGGAUUAGAGAGUGAGAUAGCUAACAGCCAAAGCCGCAUGAGGGAGACAGAAAAAUGUGCCAGUGCUGCAUUUAUUGUGUCGAAAAAACUUACUGAGUUGAAUGAGUCUCAGAGAGAAGCAGCAAAAAGUACAGCUUCCCAGCUUGAUGAAGCUUUGGAGGCAAGCAGACAGAAGGGAAAAUUGGUUCAAGACAUGCAGAAUGAACUCUUGGAAGCAAGGUUACAGAUUGACUCUCUGAAGCAACUGAUACUGAAAACUGAAAAAGAAAGUGAUGAACUGAAACUGGUUUUGGCCAGUGAGCAGGAUAAGGUGAAAGUGGUUGAGAAAAAAGCUGAAGUGAGCGAAGAGAACAUAUGGAAGGUGGUGGAUGAAGUGGAGAAAUCAUGGCAAAAGGUUUUUGAGGUUGAGACUAAACUCUGUUCAUAUGUUGGAUCUAUUGAGAAGGAGCUAUCUGCUAGUAAAGCAGACUCAAUGACAACUUUUGACGAUUUCAAAAGACAAGUACAAAAUCAAUUUGAAGAGGUUCAUGCAUUGAAGGAUGAACUCAUGUGUAAACUUGGCAAUCAAACACAAGUGAUAGAAAAAGCUAUGCAAACUAUUAACGAUUUAAGGGAGAAAGAAAACCAGUUGAUUCUUGCAUUUGUAGAUGCAAUCCUUGCUGCCAGGAAAAUGCAACAUCGUAACAACAUAGACGCUCGGCAACUCAGUGAGAGAGAAUCAUCAUUAAAAUGUGCGAAUGAAAAACUAAAAAUGGCAGAGAUAGAGUUGAAAGAGAGAGAUCAACAGGUCCAUGAACUGACUGUAGCUUUGGAAGCUCUUGAAAUUGCAAAGUCAAAUGUAGAAUUAGAAAAGCUGCAACUUGUGAUUGUAGCAGAUCAGGCUACAUCAAGGUGUUUAAUAAAGGAACAAGAACUGCACGUGGCAAAGCAAGAAUUUUCAUUCAUUCAUGCAAAGUUGAAAGAGCUUGAAGAUAAUGCUUGUUUUGUUAAUGCUAGAAUGGACCACUCUCUAAAGCAACUUAAGUGUCUUGAAGAACAUUCAAAACUUCUUGUUGGUCAGGAUGUGCAGAAAAAAUUGGACGAUGAGAGGCAGGAACUGCAUUCUGAAAAAGAGUGCGUUGAGGAAGAGAUGACGAGAAAACAAAUGACCGUAACUGAAGAAUUUGGUGCCACACAAUGCAAAGUAAAAAUGAUGGAUGAUAAUAUAAUUGAGUCAACCUUGACUACUGAGGCUCUUAUAGAAAAAAUUAGCCAUGUUGAAAAGGAAGCUUUACUCAAAGAUGCAGCUAUUGCUCGUGAUAAAGUUUCUAAUAAGGAGAAAGAGCUCUUAUUUGUCCACAAUACAUUGACUGAGGUUCAGCAAAAGUUAAAGUUAGCUGAUGAUAACGUGGAUGCACUUGAAGCACUAAUAAAUGAUUUUGCAUGUUCUGAAGAGCAUCGGAGAAUUGAAAGGCAAAGUCUUUCUUCAAAAAUUGAGCAUUUGCAGGCUGUCCUUCUUGAGAAGGAGAAUGAGGUAGAAGUUUUACGAAAUCAGCAAGUAACCGAGAUUUCAGGUGCUGUUUCUAAGUCUGCUUUGGCAGAAAAUAUCAACAAUGUAACUAUUGCAUCAGAGGUUGAGAAAAUGAAAAUUGAGACUGAGAAUCUCAAAACAAUUCUUUAUGAAAAAGAUCAAACCAUUUUAUCUGUAAGGAAGGAAAUGGAAGCCGCUCUAGCAAGUUUGAAGGAAGCUGAGCUGGAGAUGAAAAGAACAUUAGAUGAAAAUGAAGAAUUGACUGAGUCAGUGGAAAUGGAAAGGUGUCAGAUUGAAGGGCUAACUAAUGAGAUCAAACAUUUACGUGAAGACAUAAAUCACAAACAAACGGAACUUGAUCUCCUGCAGGCAGAGAUGGUCAAAAUCCUUGAGGCAAUGGAGGAGAGGACAAAGGAAACUGAAGCAACAUGGCGAAAAGAGAAAGAGAUAUUAUCUCUUGAGCUAAAUAAUGCCAAGUUGGUUGCUGCCGAAAAAACCAGUGAGGCAGUUACUAUGCUCAGAAAGUUUGAGGAGAGCCAAGAGACUAUCAAAGAAGCAGAUCUCAUGCUCAAUGCGCUAUUGAGAGCAAAUGAAAAUGCAAAACAUGACACUGAAAGGUGGAAGAAUGUGGAGGAAGAAUUUGUGACAGAAAGGGGGUCCUUGAUUGAUGAAAUUGAAAGGGCCAAAAUUGCAUUUACAGAAAAGGAGCAGCAGGUUGUGUCAAUGCAAGAGCAGAUUCAAAUGAAAUCACAAGAAACAAGAGACCUAAUUUCAGAUGUAGAAAAAUUUGUAAUGAAUUCCAUAAGGGUUCUUGAGGAAGAAAUUAAGACUAUCAAUGCAGAAAUAGGCAGCUUAAAGCAGGAUGUUUUACAUGCCUUGGAUGCCAAUAGAUCAUUGUUUGAAGAACUUUGGUCUAUUGUUGCUGAAAAAGAUAGUACUAUGUUUCUGUUGCAUUCUUGCCAAGUUGAAGCACUAUUAGGAAAGAUCCAUAUGCUAAAUAUUCAAGUUGUUUCUCUUAAUAAGAAACUAAUUGAAUCCAAUGCAAGCAAAUGUCAGUUGGAGGAGAAUAACACACAAUUACAAGAAGAAGUUGCUAUGCAUAUCGGUUUAGGUGCCAAUAUACAAGUUGAAAUCAAGAGCACUUUAGGCAACAUUAUUGAGAAAGAGACUCGAUUGGAAAGGCUUUUGGGACAGUUAAACAAUUUUGAGAAGAAAAUAUCUGUUCUAGAGGUGCAGGAGAACUCAAUGAUGGGAUGGUCCACUGCCAAGGACGUUGAAUUGGCUAACUUGAUCUCAGAGGUGGAGAAGAAACACAUUGAGGUAGAUGCUGCUACUGAUAAAAUUGAAAAAUUAAAAGGUGAAAAGGAGGAACUGUGUGCGCACCUUGAUCAUUCUUUUAAGAAGAUCUCAAUUUUGGAAAGGGAGCAGGAAUCAUUUCAACAAUCAAUGCACACUGAGAUUGAUUUGCUUCAUUUGCAAUUGCAUGAAUCCAACGAAAGGGCCACCAAGUCAGAGAAACAUAACAAAGAUCUAAAUGAUGAGAUAAAACAGUAUGGAACAGCUAUACUUGAGUUGCAAGAGGAUUUAACAGGCCGUCCAGAAGGGACCUUUAAGUCAGUCAAAGGAAGAGAAAGUUUGUCUGGACAGCUACAAUUAUUAAAAAUGGAAGUAUCUGAUUUAAAGAUCAAGGAAGAGAUGUUAAGGAAAGAAUUGAUGGCUAAGGAAUCCCAGAUGGCAAUUCUCUGUCAAGAAGUGGAUGGGCAUGGCAAGGUUCAAAGCAAUCUUGACGAAACACUCCAACUGGUGGAUAAUUUACAAAAAGAAAAACAGGAGCUGUCUUUUGCGUUGGAUCAGUCUAACAAAAUGAUUAGACAGCUAGAAAAUGAGAAGGCGGCUUUUCAACAGGACGAAUUGAGACUUAAAGAAAGAUUAGAUUCAUUAGUUCUUGAAAAUGGACAGAGCUGUGAAAGCGUAGUUCACUUUCAGAAGCUUUCUGCAGACGCAGAUGAAAAUUUGAAGAAGAAGGAUGGAGAGAUUGAGGCCAUGCAGAAGAAGUUAGAAGAGGUUGCUGUCAAUUCAAUGUACUGGGAACAGGAACGUAAAGGAUUACAAGAAAGGGUAGGCAUGCUGGAGAUUUCUUUGGAUACUCUCCAAUCUGAUUUUGAUGUCAACAAGAGAGAGUUGAUUGAGCUUCAACUUGCUCAUUCUACAGCUCUUGAGCAUCUUGAAAACAAGCAUCAAGAGGUUGCUGAUUUAAUGAGUAAGCUGAAUGCUUCUGAAAUGGAAAACAUGGGGUUAAGAAAUGAAAUUGAUAAACAAAUGACAGUCCAGGACAAAUUAUGUUCUGAGCUUCAGCAAAGCAAUGACGUUGCUGCAGAGAUCAAGAGGGAGCAUGCUGAAUCUGCUGAACUCUUAAAAGUGAGAGAAGGAGAGGUUACAAUGUUAAUCCAACAGAAGGAAGAUAUUUCUAAUAAAUUGUAUGGAAUGGAGAAUGAAAACAAAGAGCUGAAGGAAGCCUUAAGCAGACAAAAUCACAAACUGCAAGAAUUUACAAUUCAGAUAGCUCUUAUUGAUGACAAUUUGAAGCAAUUAAGCAGAGAUAGCUGUGAUUCUAUUCUUACAGUUGAAAAUCUUGAAGGCAGGCUUUACAGUUUGCCAGAAAAAGUUCUCUCUGCCAUGUCAACAAAGAAUGCAGAUGAAGAGCAGCUCGUUGACAUAGAAAACAUUCUUCAAUACACAUGUGUUCUUGAAGAGAAGACACAUGUAUUUCUGGAUCAAAUGGAACUGAUUGAGAUGAAAUUUGAAGAGCUUUUGUCUCAAAAUGCUUCACUACACAUAGAAUUGAAACGUAAGGAAGAAGUUAUCAACGGGUUGCAAUUUGACUUAAGCUUAUUGCAAGAGUCUGCAUCCAAAGCGAAAGAUCAAAAGGAUGAAGUCCAAGAAGCGACUGCAGCAUUGAAGUUGGUUCAAGAAGAUCUGUUGGCAAAAAGUAAUGAGCUAACUAAAAUCAGGUCUGAUAAUAACAAACUGGAGAUAAAGUUAAAAGAAAAGGAAAGUGAAUCCAACAGAUUGAAAGUAGAUCUUGCAGAACUGAAGGAAAAUCUGGCCUCUGUUUCAAAAGAAAACUCUCAGCUUGCAAGUGACGUAGAAGAUCUCUUAAAAAAGAAUAAUUCUGCCGAAGAGGAAUUGGAAGAGAAACAGAAACUUAUUGAAGGACUAGAGGAAGAACUUCUAGAAAUGAGUUCUUUGGUUGAUCACCAGACGAUACUUUCUAUUGAAAGCAUGAAGUGUGAACUGAACAAUGUUACUCGAGAGAGAGACCGGCUUCAAGCUGAAACACUUGUUUUGAAUGAACAGCUGGAAAUGACACAGGCUUUUGCAGAUGAACGUGAAGCUAUUGCUGUCGAAGCCCGCCAGAAGGUUGCGGAAGCACGUAAAAUUUAUGCUGAAGAGAAAGAAGAGGAGGCUAAGCUUCUGGAACGAUCUGUUGAAGAACUAGAACGGACUGUAAAUGCAUUAGAGAGCCAGGUGGAUAUUGUGAAACGAGAGGCUGAUAGGCAGCGACUGAUGAGGGAGGAUAUUGAAUUGGAGUUACAAGCGUUAAGACAUCAGAUGCUAACAAUGCAAAGUAUACACAGCACUGGAAAUAAUCAAAACGCAAGUGACUCAAUGGGGAGUGUCACUACUAACCAAAGACCUAUAGUGGACAAACAGCUUGAACAGCGAGAUUUACAUAAACACAUUAAAAAUCUUGAGAAAGAAAUUGAAGAAAAGAAUGCCGAGAUUAAGAAGUGCAAAGCACAUAUUGAAGAGUUAACCAUGAAUGCAGAAAUACAGGCUAAUGAGUAUCAACAAAAGUAUAAAGCACUGGAAGCUAUGGCGAUUCAAGUCAAAGCUGAGCAAUCUAAUUCUAAUGCCGUAGCUUCAUCUAGCAACAAGUUAGGAGAAAAAACUGCUACUAAGCCUAGGGGUUCAGGUUCACCAUUCAAGUGCAUUGGUUUGGGUUUAGCUCAUCAAAUGCAUUCAGAGAGGGAUGAGGAGCUACAAGCUUCCAGGCACCGUAUAGAAGAACUUGAAACAUUUCUGGCAGCACGACAAAAGGAGAUAUUUAUGCUGAAUUCUCGGUUAGCAGCAGCAGAAAGUAUGACACAUGAUGUCAUAAGGGAUUUGCUUGGAGUAAAACUGGACAUGACCAACUAUGCUUCUGUACUGGAUAAUCAACAAGUACAAAAGAUAGCUGAAAAAGCUCGGCGACAAAAUGAAGAAUCACAAGAAAAGGAACAGGAAGUUCUUAAGCUAAAACAUCAAUUGAAUGAGUUAAUAGAAGAAAGAGAGAGCUGGCUGGAUGAAAUUAAUCGCAGACAGGCAGAAAUGGUUGCUGCUCGAGUUGCAGCUGAGAAACUCCGACAGCGAGAUCAGUUCUUGACUACAGAGAAUGAAAUGUUAAAGGCAGAUAAUUCUAAUCAAAAGAGAAGGCUUAUUGAGAUUGAGGAGGAAAUCAAGAAGCUAUCGGGCCAACAAAAUCUACAGCAAAGAAUUCACCACCAUGCAAAAAUCAAGGAGGAGAAUAAUGUACUCAGGGCUCAGUACGAGGAUAUCUCUGCAAAACUACGACGUACAGAGGUUCUUCUAGCGCGAGUGAGUGAUGAACUUGCUCGGUAUCGAACAGCUGAUGGAAAGUCACCUUAUAUUAGUAUUGAUGAAGAGCAGAGACUGAGGAACAAACUACAGGAAACUGAGGAAGAAAGGGUACAAAUGGCACAGAAGCUGUUAGGUUUGUGUAACAGCAUUUUACAGGCAGCUGGAAUUGUUAGACCACCAAGGGAAAUUGAUCCUUCCUUAGCAGUGGAAACAUUGCAGCAACUCAAAGAGAGGCUUGAAAGUGCAGAGAGAGAAAUACGAGACCUGAAACUUAAGAUGAAAAUUGCUGGUGAAAAGAUGAAAUUGAGUGAGCUUCGUCAACAGUCAACUUCUCCCUCAAGCGUGAAGACAAAUGACAAGAGUUUCACAAGUGUGCAGCAGAGCUGUCCCAGUCCUUCUCGUCCCAAUUUAAGAUAAACGUUAAUAUGAAGUAGGGAAACAUACAAGAAUCUUUGUAUAGAAACCAAGGAAGGGGUCCAUAUUCCAUGUAACCCAUUACUUGUGUAGUAAGCAACUGUGAUUUGUUUGAGUUGAGGGAUAUUUUGUAUAUGCCCCUCCUCAAUGUAGAUUCUUCUUACUAAUCGUGUACAUAUUCUAGGCAGAUCAAUUACAAUGCACUCCAUUGCAUUGAUUAAGUGUUCUUGGAAAAUUCUUGGUAAAUGAAAAAUUCCUUGUCAAGUUUCAUUCUUCAA
This is a messenger RNA of Cryptomeria japonica (Japanese cedar), 11711 nucleotides long. Its product is annotated as kinesin-like protein KIN-12F. Gene Ontology annotation, biological process: microtubule-based movement. Lineage: Eukaryota; Viridiplantae; Streptophyta; Pinopsida; Cupressales; Cupressaceae. The record is from RefSeq and is a predicted model, not a curated record. Gene Ontology annotation, molecular function: ATP binding; microtubule binding; microtubule motor activity. Bases 346 to 11436 code for a protein of 3696 amino acids. The transcript has 38 exons.